Amphimedon queenslandica is the source of this 1089-nucleotide messenger RNA. RefSeq names its product cell wall protein RBR3-like. NCBI's taxonomy places the organism in Eukaryota, Metazoa, Porifera, Demospongiae, Haplosclerida, Niphatidae. The transcript has 2 exons. The annotation marks the transcript as partial. The record is from RefSeq and is a predicted model, not a curated record.
AGAUUCGCAAAAAUGUGGAUUUUGCUGAGAGGUCUAUUACUGUUUUUCUGUCUUCUUGGGCCCAGCAGUUUAUCUAGCUCGAAAAAUGACAUUAGCAUUGUGCUGGCAUUCAAUUUCACUGUUGGAAGCUGUUCUAGUCCAAAUGGAAGUCCAGUUGUCUCUCUAAGAGGGAGAUGCACAAAAUGCCCAGAGCAGGACUUAAUAUGCCAGACCUUUAGUAGGGCUGAAGCAGCAAGUGAAUUGUCUGUUAAUAUAACAACAACAAGAAAUGAAUGGAUGCGCUUUCAGUGGAUUGAUCACAAUAAUACUACCUGCCCUGUGACAAUAAGCUGGGGGAAGCUUACAUAUGAAGAUUAUGCAUCAUAUUUAAGACUUUGUCCUGAACCAUCACAAACUUUAAGUGUUAGAAUUAGAUUGAAGCCAAAUAAUAAAUUCCAAAAUCAUAGUGCAGCAACUGAGCGUUGCUCUCAACUUACAGUUUCUUCAAGACCACUUUGCUCAGUGGACCCAACUACUGCAUUCUCUUUCACUACCAAUUCAGCAUCAGCAAAAUCAGAACUUUUAUCUGCAAUUUAUCAACAUUUUACAGUCCCAAUAUCUAUUUUAUCAUUCUCCUCUACCAGUGUAUAUCCAACCACAUCAUCAAUGCUCAGUCUAUCAUCCACACCUGAAUUCUCCUCUACCAGUGUAUAUCCAACCACAUCAUCAAUGUUCAGUCUAUCAUCCUCACCUGAAUUCUCCUCUACCAGUGUAUAUCCAACCACAUCAUCAAUGCUCAGUGUAUCAUCUACACCUGAAUUCUCCUCUACCAGUGUAUAUCCAACCACAUCAUCAAUGCUCAGUCUAUCAUCCUCACCUGAAUUCUCCUCUACCAGUGUAUAUCUAACCACAUUAUCAAUGCUCAGUCUAUCAUCCUCACCUGAAUUCUCUUCUACCAGUGUAUACCCAACCACAUCAUCAAUGCUCAGUCUAUCAUCCACACCUGAAUUCUCCUCUACCAGUGUAUACCCAACCACAUCAUCAAUGCUCAGUCUAUCAUCCUCACCUGAAUUCUCUUCUACCAGUGUAUAUCCAACCACAUCAUCAAUG